GACAGGUUCUGCAAUUGUGACGCAUUUGCAGCUUCCCGCGCUCUCUCUAGACUCAGCCGAUUUUUUUGUUUAACUUCAGCCUUCUUUUGUUUAAUCUCUUCUGCGCGACAACCCGCCCAACAUGUCGUCCAAAGAGUUUGACGGCGACGCCGACGUCAAGGCCGUCACGCCGCCUUCGCCGAACCAGGAUCCCGAGAAGUCGACCGGCCAGACUGACUUCAUUCCCGAAGAUCGUCGCGAGGCUGACUUUAUGACCCGCAAUGGGCUCAACCUGCGCUCAUUCCAACGACGUGACUAUGGAACUGGCGAGAUUGAGCUCGAUCGCUCCAUGAAGAAGCGCCAUCUGCACAUGAUUGCCAUCGGUGGAUCCAUCGGUGCUGGUUUCUUCGUCGGUUCUGGUGGUGCCCUCACCAAGGGCGGACCUGCUUCUCUCCUCAUCUGCUUCUCGAUUGCUGGCAUCAUGAUCUUCAACGUCGUCCACGCCCUCGGUGAACUCGCCGUCAUGUAUCCCGUCUCCGGUGGCUUCUAUACCUACUCUGCUCGCUUCAUCGAUCCUUCUUGGGGUUUCGCCAUGGGCUGGAACUACGUCUUCCAAUGGCUCAUCGUCCUACCGCUUGAAUUAACCGUCGUCUCCUUCACCUGCCAGUACUGGAACCGAGACAUCAACGUGGCCGUUUGGAUCACCGUCUUCUGGUUUUUCAUCAUCUUCAUCAACAUUUUCGGCACCUUGGGAUACGCCGAGGAGGAGUUCUUGAGUUCUUGCUUCAAGCUCGCAGCUACCGUCAUCUUCAUGAUCGUCGCCCUGGUCUUGGUCUGUGGUGGUGGUCCCUCUGACGGCAAGUACGGCGAGUACUGGGGUGACCGACUCUGGCAUGAUCCUGGCGCCUUCCAGCAUGGCUUCCGUGGCUUCUGCUCCGUCUUCGUCACCGCCGCCUUCUCCUACUCCGGAACUGAGCUGGUCGGUCUCGCCGCCGCCGAGUCUGCCAACCCCGCCAAGGCGCUGCCCGGUGCUAUCAAGCAGGUCUUCUGGCGUAUCACUCUCUUCUACGUCCUCGGCCUCACCUUUGUCGGUCUCUUGGUCAGCUCUACCGAUGAGCGUCUCCUGGGUGCCGAGAACGCCUACCAAGAGGGAACCUCGCCCUUUGUCCUGGCCGUCAAGGAUGCUGGUCUCAAGGGCUACGAUUCCUUUAUGAACCUUGUCAUUUGCGUCUCCGUCAUUUCCAUUGGUGUCUCGUGUGUGUACGGUGGUUCCCGAACCCUGACCGCCCUCGCCCAGGAGGGAUACGCGCCCAAGAUCUUCACCUACAUCGACCGAUCUGGUCGUCCUUUGACCUCUGUCACCUUCCUUCUCAUGUGGGGUGGCCUUGCCUACAUUGUGCUGGGCUCCAAGGGUUCCCUUGUUUUCGACUGGCUUCUUGCCCUGUCUGGUCUCGCGGCUCUAUUCACCUGGGGUUCUAUCUGUGCCGCCCACAUCCGCUUCCGAAGCGCCUGGGCCCAUCAAGGCCGCUCGCUCGACGAUAUCCCCUUCAAGGCUGUUGGUGGUGUCUUUGGCUCAUGGAUGGGACUUGGUCUCUGCCUUAUGAUCCUGGCAGCCCAGCUCUUUGUCGCCAUCUGCCCCUACGACACUGACGGCUAUGGAGAUGCCUCCAACUUCUUCAUGCAGUGCCUUGCCUUGCCCGUCGUUCUUGUCUUUUGGGUUGUUGGCUACAUCUGGAAGCGUACUGGCUGGCUCACCCUCGACCAGAUCGACCUCGAUGCUGGUCUCCGAGCUCACGACUGGGACGAAAUCAAUGCCUACCGUGCCAAGGUCGCUUCUUGGCCCAAGUGGCGCCAGUACCUUAACAACUUUUUCUAAGCUUGUAACAUGCUGUCAACCGUCUCGCGAAUUCGGGUUAGAAUUGGCCAGAAAUUUCGUAUGUAGCACUUGAAAUUCUCAGAUACCGACUAGAGAUAGUUAGCGAGGUUGCUAUUUAAUCAC
Ilyonectria robusta is the source of this 1978-nucleotide messenger RNA. Its product is annotated as amino acid permease/ SLC12A domain-containing protein. Gene Ontology annotation, biological process: amino acid transmembrane transport. The transcript is spliced from 5 exons. Gene Ontology annotation, molecular function: amino acid transmembrane transporter activity. NCBI's taxonomy places the organism in Eukaryota, Fungi, Ascomycota, Sordariomycetes, Hypocreales, Nectriaceae. Gene Ontology annotation, cellular component: membrane. The record is from RefSeq and is a predicted model, not a curated record. Bases 122 to 1855 code for a protein of 577 amino acids.